This is a messenger RNA of Podarcis lilfordi (Lilford's wall lizard), 5467 nucleotides long. The record is from the annotation of a GenBank genome assembly. Lineage: Eukaryota; Metazoa; Chordata; Lepidosauria; Squamata; Lacertidae.
AUGAUGGCGCAAGAAUUGGUCCAGCCGCUCUGCGUUCCAAAAGGGUCCCCCGCCAGCCCGGACUCCUGGGUCCUUCUGGGCUGUCUGGGCGGGGCGAGGGCGCUCUCCGAGGCGCGUGCCCGCCCGAGGUUUCUCCUGCCGUCUCCUCCGGCGGCAGGUGGCGGCGCUGCGCCAGGCAGGCAGGCAGGCAGGCGGCGCGCUCUCGCUGCCUUCGCGUCUCUCGUCGCUUCCCGGACGCCACCCAGGAAGCGGUCUCGAUCGGGGCAGGGCGAGCGCGCCUGGACGCGCGGGGCUUCCGGGGAGCCGGAGAUCCAGCGGCCUGGGGAGGCGGAGAGGUUCCGGGCCUCUCCGUGCGCCUCCAGAAUCUCGGAAAGGAAGGUGGUCUCCGGGGUCGCCGGCCGGUAAGAGGCGCGCAGCAGAGCGCACGGUGCGCUCGGGCGCCUUGGAGAGGCCUGGGAGGUGGAUGGAGGCGCGGGGGUUCCCUUUUGGGUGCGCGAGCGAGCGGGCUCUGAGCAUGUGCAGAGUGCCUCCCGCGGGCGAGGCCCUUGGGUGGAUGGAGCGGUGAGGCGGAGAUGAGGAAUGCGGGGUGUGAGCAGGAAGGUGCGGCGGGUUUCGGGGUGCGCCUCUGGGGAGCCCUGCGCCAAGCUCCGCUGCUGCAUUUGAAACGCCGAUCCCAGCUGCGGAAAGGCGGAGAGGGUCCGGCGCUCUGCACACGCCCAGAGGCCCACAGGUGAGCUGAUUCCCCCAGCCUCACUCGGGUACCCUAAAGAAAGGAGUUAGAGCCUCUGCGGCGUGGAGGUUAAAGUUUCGGGUUAGGACGUCGGAGCAACCAGGGUUCAAAUCUCCCACUUGGCCCUGAAGCUCCCUGGAAGAUUUUGAGUGCCAGUCGCCGCCUCGCAACCUCACAGGGUCUUUGCGGGGAUAAAAUGAGUGGGAGAACCGUGUUGGCUGCCUUGCGGUCCUUGGAAGAAGAGGCGUCAAAUAAUUGUCUUUCUCCUCUUCUGAUGAUAUCUAAGGCAGCACCUGAGUUCGUUUAGCCUACCUGUGUUCUUUGCCUUUCCUAGCAGACCUAGAAAGCAACCUCUUGUGAAGGCAAAAGGGGGCGAAAAUCUAAGAAAUGUGGCAGGAAGGUGGUCUAUAAAUGGAGUAUCGAGGAGGUGGGGCCACUUCCACCUGUUGCUGUUUCUUUGUUCCCAAACUGCGGUCUUCUUUCUGUCCUGCUCAGGUGCUCCGUGCGAGGAAGGAGAGAGACGCCUUUACCUGCUUCCAACACCUGGUUAAUGGAUGAGCCGAACAGGACAAGGAACUUCAUUUGCAACCGUAAGCUCACCCCAAGUUGGGAUGGUAUGAUGGGGAGUAGGGGGCUGCGAUGGGCAGCAGAGGGAUUUCGUCUCUGUUGCAUUUAUACCCUACCUUUCCUACGAGGUAUCGUAUGUGGUUCUCCCCUUCCUUCCUUUAAUCCCACGACGACGACCCUGUGAGGUAGGUGAGGUUGAGAAGCAGCGGCUGGCCCCCAAAGUCACACCCAGUGAGUUUCAUGGCUCUCCCAGGCCCUAGACCGAUACUCUAAAGGUAAAGGUAAAGGUAAAGGGACCCCUGACUGUUAGGUCCAGUCAUGGCCGAUUCUGGGAUUGCGGCGCUCAUCUCGCUUUAUCGGCCGAAGGAGCUUCCAGGUCAUGUGGCCAGCAUGACUAAGCCACUUCUGGUGAACCAGAGCAGCGCACGGAAAUGCUGUUUACCUUCCCGCCGGAGCGGUACCUAUUUAUCUACUUGCACUUUGACGUGCUUUCAAACUGCUAGGUUGGCAGGAGCAGGGACCGAGCAACGGGAGCUCACCCUGUCGCAGGGAUUCGAACCGCCGACCUUCUGAUCGGCAAGUCCUAGGCUCUGUGGUUUAACCCACAGCGCCAUCUGCAUCCCUAGUCCGAUACUCUAGUUCCAUCAAAAUAAAUAAAUUGUCCAGUAGCACCUUAGAGACCAACUAUGUUUGUUCUGGGUAUAAGGUUUCAUGUGCACACACACUUCUUCAAAUACUCUAGCCCAGGCAUUCGCAAACUCCGGCCCUCCAGAUGUUGCGAGACUACAAUUCCCAUCAUCCCUGUCCUGUUAGCUAGAGAUGAUGGGAAUUGUAGUUCCAAAACAUCUGGAGGGCCGGAGUUUGCCUAUGCCUGCUCUAGCCCCGUGUUUCUCAAACGUGGUUCCCCAGCUGGUCUUGGACUACAGCUCCCAUCAUCCCUAGCUGGCAGGACCAGCGGUCAGGGAUGAUGGGCAUUGUAGUCCAACAGCAUUUGAAAACCCACACCCACUAUACAAUGCUGACUCUUUGGUGCAGGGAGCGGGCAGUGUUGAAAUAAGCUUGAGCCGGAGAAGUUGGCGGAGGGGGAACGAAAUGUGGGGCAGAAGAGAGAGAGACAGGUGAGCUUGUAGUUUGCAUGUGUGAAGGGAAGCUGGACUCCAGCUGUGGGCUAAGUUGGUUGGCAUGCUAGCUUUGGGUCCCGAUGGGACCUGGACUCCCAACGUUGUAACAAGAGCCCUGCAGGAUCCAGCCCGUGGCUCAUUUAGUCCAGCAUCCUGUUUUCACAGUAGCAGUGCUGAAUUAAACCCUGUGGACCAGAGAUUUACAGAAGAUUGGAAGAAGUAUAUGAACUAUUUGAAGAGCAAUUGCAACCAACAAAUUACGCUAGUAGGACUACAAGAAGCUUUGUAAGGAGGAAUAUACAAAGCGUUACCAAGAAGAAAAAGGAUAGAGAUAUUGGUUAUGAGUUUUAAAUGUAAUAGGGAAAGUACCGUAUUUUUCGCCCUAUACGAUGCACUUUCCCCCCUCCAAAAAUGAAGGGGAAAUGUGUGUGCGUCCUAUGGGGCGAAUGCAGGCUUUCGCUGAAGCCUGGAGAGUGAGAGGGGUCGGUGCGCACGGAACCCUCUCGCUCUCCAGGAUUCAGGAAGCUAUCCGCAAGCCUUGGGAGCUCCGCGGGAGUUCCCGUCGGGCUCCCAAGGCUUGGGGAUAGCAGCCUACAUUCCGAAACCUGGGGCGCGCUGCGCAGAUAUCGGGCAGCCCCACAAGCUCAGGGGACAGCGGGGAGGUGGAGCACCGCCAUCCCGCUAUUCCCCGACCUGGUUUGCGGAGUUGCCUGCAUCCCAAAGAGAGAUGCCUGCAUCCCGUCGGGCUCCCUAGGCUUGCGGAUAGCAGCCUGUUCUGGGGGCUGGGGUCGGGGGAAGCUCGGGGGGGGGGGGGGGAUAAUUUUUUCCCCUUUAUUCCCCCCCCCCAAAAAACUAGGUGCGCCCUACGGGCCGGUGCGCCCUAUGGGGUGAAAAAUACGGUAAGAAAUGCAUACUAAGAGAUUAGAUUGCCUUAGUUUGGCCUUAGUUUGCCUACCCGUGUCUUAAAUCAUUCAUAACGCAGCAGUUUUAAUGUACUCCAAGACCUUAUGGUGGAGGUCAGUCAAUCAAAUCUAUCAAUCAGUAGGGGUCCUAGCUGAUUUAGUGUGGCACCGAUGACCUUACGACCUCUCCAGCGUCCGAAAUUCCCCAGGCGCGUAUCACUACUGGCACAGGUUCAGUAGUUACAACUACGUGGAGGUUUCUCUGCAAUUACAAAACCUCUGCCUUAGUCUGUAGUUAAUGCCAUUUCCAGUUCCACUGUGUGCUUCUCCUUCUUGCUUCUCCUUCUUAUCGGGAGAGUGAGCGACAGUCGAGCAAUGCAGUUGAGAGCACAACAUCACAGAAUCGUAGUGUCGGAAGGUAUCCUGGGGGUCAUCUAGUCCAACCCCCUGGCGAAUAGACAUUUGUGGUGUUGUGGCAACCGUAACCUAGGUUUAAGGUUACAGGGAACCAGGCAGAGGGCCUUCUCAGUAGUGGCACCUGCGCUGUGGAACGCCCUCCCACCAGAUGUCAAAGAGAACAACUACCUGACAUUUAGAAGACAUCUGAAGGCAGCCCUGUUCAGGGAAGCUUUUAAUGUUUGACGCAUUACGGUAUUUUAAUAUUUUGUUGGAAGCCGCCCAGAGUGGCUGGGGAAGCCCAGCCAGAUGGGCGGGGUAUAAAUAAUAAAUUAUUAUUAUUAUUAUUAUUAUUAGUUGCCUAGCUUAUAUUACCCGAGUUUCUAACACGGGCUCUCUCUUCCCUUGCCCAGGUCCCGCUUCCCACGCCGACGCCACCACCAUGUGCUUCCCUCGGCGCAUCCGUGUCCACAUCUCUGUGCGCCUGCAAGAUGCUCCUUCCCUCUAGCUCCUCCCCCCGUGGGGCCAUGUCGCAGGAGGGGGGCGCCCGGCCAAAAGCCAAGCAAGAUGCGGCUCCCGGCGCCCGUCCUGCUGGCCGCUGGAGAGCCCGAGCGAGCCGAUCCCUGGAGAGGCAGAGCCUUUCGCCGCCAGAAGCGGAAACAGAUGGAGGAGGCUCCUCGGGGUCGCCGGAGCCCGCCAGCAAAGCGGUGGGCCGCUCCUUGCGCCAGAAGCUGCAGGCGGCAGUGGGGCAGUGCUUCCCUCUCAAGAGCGCCUCCCGCUCGCCGGACCUCUCGGCGCAGCGCAAGAUCCACCUGCGGGAGCUGAUGCUCGACACCUGCCCCUUCCCUCCCGGCUCGGAGCUUGCGCGCACCUGGAACCUCAUCAAGCAGCACACGGCACCCGUCUCCGAGCAAGAGGCCCUGGCGGCACCGGCGCCGCGCUCCGACGACGAGGACGACCGCCUGCGGGAGCGGCGGCGCAUCAGCAUCGAGCAAGGGGUCGAGCCGCCGCCGGACGCCCUGAUCCACACCUUUGAGGUGACAGCGCAGGUCAACAACCCCCUCUACAAACUGGGGCCCAAGCUGGCGCAUGGCAUGAGCGAGCUGGCUGGUGCCGGGUGGGCGGCGCUGGCGGCGGCGGACGAGGAGGACGAGGAGGAGGAGGAAGAGGAGGUGGCCGCGGGCUCCUCUUCCUGCGCCGUGGGGCUGCCGCCCGACGUGCGCAUCCACACCCAGAUCGACUACAUUCACUGCCUCGUUCCUGACUUGCUGCAGCUGACGCAGCUGCCCUGCUACUGGGGCGUGAUGGACCGCUACGAAGCGGAGGCUCUGCUGGACGGUAAACCCGAAGGCACGUUCCUUCUGCGCGACUCGGCGCAGGAGGACUACCUGUUCUCGGUGAGCUUCCGCCGCUACGGCCGCUCCCUGCAUGCCCGCAUUGAGCAGUGGAACCACAACUUCAGCUUUGACGUGCACGACCCCAGCGUCUUCCACGCACCCACCGUGACCGGGCUCCUGGAGCACUACAAGGACCCCAGCGUCUGCAUGUUCUUCGAGCCGCUGCUCUCCGUCCCGGUCAACCGGACCUUCCCCUUUGGGCUGCAACACCUCUGCCGCGCCGUCGUCACCUGCUGCACCACCUACGACGGCAUCGGCCGCCUGCCCAUCCCCAGCACCCUCAAGGCGUAUCUCAAGGAGUACCACUACAAACAGAGGGUGCGCGUCCGGAGGCUGGACGCCUGGUGGAGCUGA